Cavia porcellus (domestic guinea pig) is the source of this 2994-nucleotide messenger RNA. It is a transcript of the gene Arl9, whose product is annotated as ADP ribosylation factor like GTPase 9. Gene Ontology annotation, molecular function: GTP binding; GTPase activity. The record is from RefSeq and is a predicted model, not a curated record. Bases 537 to 1892 code for a protein of 451 amino acids. NCBI's taxonomy places the organism in Eukaryota, Metazoa, Chordata, Mammalia, Rodentia, Caviidae. The transcript is spliced from 10 exons.
UUUGUUAAGGGAAAUGCAACAGGAAUUCGCGCCAUGGACAGUGCUGGCUAGCAGUUUUUAGACCUCCCUUUGUGUUUACCCGCAAAGACUGUUCCUGGUUGGGAGAUGGAGACAGGCGGGGGUCCUUGGGCUCGCUCAGGACCCAGGCCGGUGCUAGGUUUUUUCCAGGUGGGAGACACAGCUGGCCCGGUAACCCAUGGUCAAGCUGAGAAGGUAAGCGUUGGGGACCCCCCAAGAUCGCCACAGCCAACCUCCAGCGCGAGUGGCCCCCGGGGAUGCUUUUCCCCCAGCGAAGAUGGCCUCGCGGGAUUCUCCCCACCCUCCUGCCAGCCCACCCCAGCAUCCCCACUCCCAUCCCAAGGCGCGAGCCUCCGAGCGCCGGGCCGGCUGCGCUGUGAGCGCGGAGGCGGUGAGCACAGCGGCGACGCCUUGGACCUACGUCCCCCUGCGCCCGGCCACACCUGCGAGGACCGGGCGGCGAGGGCCAGGAUCGGGCGCGCCGGCGCGCGGGGAGGAAGGAAGGACACGCGGAGGGGAUGGAGAGGGGGAAAGUGAGGAAGGACAAGGGAAAGGGGCCCGCGAGGGACAGAAUUAGGCUAACAGGCAAGGAAGAGAGAAAGAAAGAGGCGGGGGAUAAAAUUCAGGAAAAAGAGAAGGGCAAGACGAAAGCCAACGGAAAGGACGAGAAGGGUAAGAGAAAGGACAAAGGGGUGGAGAAGAGGAAGGAGCAAGGCAAGGCGGCAGAGAAACGGGAGAAGCAGCCCGGAGGAGAGCAAGAGGAGAGGGACCCCGGCAAUGUGGCGAGCCCCGCGCCCCAGCCUGCGGAGGAAAGUAAGCAGAUCCUAGUUCUAGGCCUGGAUGGAGCAGGGAAAACCAGUGUCCUCCACACCUUAGCUUCCAACAGCUCCUGUCACAGCAUGGCGCCCGCCCCAGGUUUCAAUGCGGUGAGCAUCGACGCAGGAGGCCGCCCCAUGGAGUUCCUGGAGACUGACCCCGAUUGCUCCCAGUUCGUGAGAAGAUGUUUUUUUUCUAGAAAGAGAAUGCAAGAUCUUUCUAGGCCUAAAAGACAAUGGGGAACUCCAGAUAGAAGACUGUUUUGGGGAAAUCAAGACCCUAUUUGCCCUGUUUCUGACAGAGCUUUGACUGCUCUCCCUACAAAGAGACUUAGCAGCCUUGCUCAGCCCAAGAAGGUCUCCCACCACUACAUGCCUAACAGGGAUCAGUAUUACUACAGCUGUGGAAGAGAGUCUGUGAUUUGGAAGAUUCCUCAUCCUGCACUGUUUAACCAGCCCUCCAAAAGGAUUCAGAGGCUGGCCCAGCCCAACAGAUUCAGAAAACAGCAUCUGCAAAACGGGUCUGCCAGUGAUCACUUAGCAAGAGGUCCUCUCCACUUCUCAGAAGCUUCUCCCCGGAUUCUGCAGCUCUCAGUCGCCAAAGGCACAGAUGCAAACUACGUUCCUCCAAGAAGCGUUGAAACAAGAAUUGCCAUUACCACCCUGAGUGCUGUUGCUACUCCACGAAUUAUAGACCUUGCCCACCCAAGGAUCAAGUUAGAUGGUCUGUGCUAUAAGACACAAAGAAGCGAGCUGCCAAUCCGCCCUAUAUCCGUUGCUGCCUUGCACGCCAAACCUAGCCCCCGAAUAUCUGCUUUAGCUAAGUCGAAGCCUCUUCAUCAAGACUACCUACCUGCCCGUGAUGCCCAGUGGCCAGUGUCCUAUGCUGCUACCCACUCGAAAGCUUCUCCCAGGAUUCAGGAACUAGCCAAUCCAAGCUCAAGGAGUCCUGUGCAUAUGAUGUACUACGAUCCUGAUGCCUUCAAAGUCAAGCCGGCUGCUCUGAGAGCACAGUGUUCAGCGCGGGUCCAGAAGUUGGCAGAACCUCUGGCACGUUAAACAGAGAAGAUCACGCCAGUCAGACACCAGUUGUGUAUCUGGGAUAUGAACCGAAUGACUUAGUUCCCUACCCUGGUUCUGCCUGUUUACCUUUCCCAGCUGCCCCCCAAGCGUGAGACCUUCACGAAUACCGCUGCGAGCAUCAAACAGCCACUGCUGCCGCACCUGUAGCUGAACCGUUAGCAGGUCUGGGGAUUCAGCAUGCAAUAAAAGUCACGCUGAGAGCCAGCCUUGUUCUUCCUGCCUCCUCAUCGCCGGCCCGCAGGAAGCUGCUUUCUUUACCUGCCUGGGCUUUGCUUUUCCUUUCCCAGUGAGUCCCAUGUCCCCGUCCCAGCGGAUGAUCCUGCCUCUGUCUCUUCUCGGGUAAGUCCUGGGAACUGAGAUUUUAAACGCUUUUCAGAAUCUGUGGCUGGCAGUGGAGAAUGGGCAGUUGUCAAUGAUCUCCUCUCUGGCAGUCUCCUUCCUCACUUCGGCUUGGAGCUGCUUACCAUGAAUGACCGAAAAGCAAGAUGUUGCUUUUAAUGGCAGACAUGAACACUACUCUGUUAAAUAGUACAGUAUUUUAUUGUCUCCAUGCUACUGUUUCAUAAAUUAAACUAAAUUUAUGGGGCAGAUCUAAACUUGCAUGAAAAUAAACUGACUUUCAAGCUUAUUUUAAAGAUGCAUGAGUUAUAUCUUUAAGGUCUCUGUGUUAUAGAGAGGUGAUCCUUCUUUUUUUGGUGCCAGGGAUCAAACUCACGACCUCAAGUUUGCCACGCAGGCACUUACGCCGCUGAGCUAAACCCCUGGCCCUAGAGAGGUGAUCGUACUCAGUGGUUUCGGAAUCAGCCAGACCCGGGGUUCUGUCUCCUUUGGGUCAUCUAUCAGAUGCGUGAUCUUCAACAAAUUUCCUAACUCUUUGUGCUGUGGUUUGAUUUGAUGCCGGGAAUCAAACUCACAACCUUGGGCUUGCCAGGCAGGCACUUACGUCACUAAGCUAUAUCUUCCACUGCAGUUUCUUUAUGUAUAAAAUAGGUUCCAACUGCACUGUUACAAAGAUUCAAUGAGAAAAUGUAUAUAAUAAAGCACAAAUUUGAAUAAAAAGCUGUUGUUUAAAAAUUUA